Molecule: messenger RNA, 864 nt
Organism: Parnassius mnemosyne (clouded apollo)
Lineage: Eukaryota; Metazoa; Arthropoda; Insecta; Lepidoptera; Papilionidae
Source: the annotation of a GenBank genome assembly
AUGAUACGAACUGGUUUUAAAAAACUUGUAUUGACAAAGGUAAAGGCAGAGGUCCGAGCAAGGGCAACCGAAGACGACCGAUAUCACCAGAAAUAUGGAUGCAAUUGCCGGUGUGGAGAACGGAAUGAGGCAUCACGAAUUGUAGGAGGCGAGGAGACAAAUGUUAAUGAAUUCCCAUGGCUAGCUCGUCUCACUUAUUUCAACAAGUUCUACUGCGGGGGUACGGUUAUCAAUGACAGAUACGUGCUUACUGCUGCACAUUGCGUUAAGGGAUUGAUGUGGUUUAUGAUCAAAGUGACAUUUGGUGAGCACAACCGCUGCAAUGAGACUCAUCGGCCGGAGACCCGGUUCGUGGUGGAGGUUAUCGCUCAUAACUUUACGUACGUCACCUUCAGAGACGAUAUCGCACUCCUGAGACUAUCCGAUAGACUUAUUAUCACAGACGCAAUUAAACCUGUCUGUUUGCCACAUAAUGAUGCCUACACUUACGAAGGGGUGAAGGCCAUUGCUGUUGGCUGGGGUUCCAUAGGUGAACAGAAAAACCAUUCCUGCCAUCUACUUGAAGUGGAACUUCCCAUACUUAGUAACGAAGAGUGCAAGAAUACAAAGUACGUAAGGACUAUGAUAGCUGACAACAUGCUUUGUGCUGGGUACCCAAAUCAAGGGCGGAAGGAUACAUGUCAGGGAGACAGUGGAGGACCAUUAUCAGCUGAAAGAAGCGACAAGCGAUAUGAAUUGCUAGGUGUGGUGUCGUGGGGCAUCGGUUGCGGUCGCGCGGGGUACCCUGGGGUGUACACUAGGGUCACAAAGUAUUUAUAUUGGAUAAAGUAUAAUGCUCGUCACGGUUGCUUUUGCACUGAUUAA